UGGGUAUGGGAUUUCUUCCUGGGCAAUAAAAAUGUUCUAGAAUUAGAUAGUGGUCAUGGUUGUACAACUUUGUGAAUAGGCUAGAAACCACUACAUUGUGUGGUUUUAAAGUGUGAGUUUUAUGAUAUGUGAAUUAUAUCUAAAUAAAUAAAUAGAAUGGGAGUGAUAAUGUCACCUCACAAAGUUGUUGUGAUAUUUAGAGAUAAUAUACAUUAAAGCACUUAGCACAGGCAUAUAGUUAGUACUAAACAUACGUGACAUUUGAAUGUGUGUGUGUAUGUACUUGGUGAACAUUAGAUUAGGAGGCUGGAACAGGGGUGUCGGGGGAAGAAUAAGAGGAGUGAUGAAUGGAAUGAGGAACAGAACAGUUUUGAGCUGAAGCCAGAUUUAGGCCCAGGUCUCUAAGCUCCCAGUCCCGUUCUGCUUCUGUGACUCCUCCCUUGUUCUUUCCUGAUCUGGCCAUGGGAAUAGAAAAUGCACCCUGGCAAUGGAGAGAUUACGUUACAAGUGAGUCAUAACCCAGGCUCCAUAGCUUGACAUGGAACCAUAAUCUACUUCAGUGGGAGAUUUUAUCUGAUUGAGUGAGUAUAAUGUGACACUACCUACUCAAGCCUUUUAUACCAAUUUCCAGUCCCUUUCCUUUCCCCUUCCUAAUCUUCCUUUGCUAGGAUAAUCUGUUUCCCAUGGCACGGGGCAGCGCACUACUAAAAAGGCUUGGAUAAUUCUGCCUGCUCUUGAAAGAAAAGACAUUAUUACCUUUAAGAUUAUUAUAAUUUUUAAUAUGUUUAGUUUAGUCUUAAAAGGCAUUACUGAUUUCAAUAUGGUUAGUUCUUCAGCCUUGCAAGUAGCAUUUAAAGAAAGCAUGGAUUUAAAUAAAAAUCCAUCUGGUCUUUAGAUUUUGUUAUGCUCUGUCCACUUUCCAGUCAUCAGCAUUUAUUUCUCCAUGCUUCUCUGUCUCACUGUGUUAAGUCAACAAAGAAUCUUCCUGCAAUAAAUGCACUUCUCAAAAGCAAUCUUUUGAAACUAGAACCUCAAAAAAUACGUUACUGAAGUAAAGGGAAAUAUGAAUUUCACCUUAAACCUAUUGCUCAAUUCCUAUAGGCUCUGGACAUACAGGUCAUGUUUUUAUUUAUUUAUUCAUAUGAUAGCUAUGGAUAGAUUUGUCUUAUCUCGCUUACUAGAUCGUGAACUCCUAAGGGUAAAGAGUGACCUACCAUAGUGCUUUGUACAUAACAGGCAAGUAUCUGUUAGAUCGUUUACAUAUCUGGUAGAUAUUGGAAUAAUGUUUUUUUCCACUCCAGAAGGGCAAUUUUUCCCCCAUGAAAGAUAUGGGAUUUUGUAUCUUUGCCAAGAUUUUCCUCUCUGGGCCCCUAAAAUAGAACAAUGAUAAGCAUUUGAUAGAUGACUCAUUAGGCUGGAGCUGCUAGUAUCCCAAAGAAUGAUUUUCAUGUCCCAAAGAAUGAGUUGCAUGCAACACCGGAGCUUCACCAUGAUAUGGGAAGUAAAUAUUCAUUCACUCAACAAAUCUUUAUUAAUGCCUAACUUUGUACUGGGUACAGGACACACAAUGGUGAAACGUUGUCCAACUAAUUGAUAUUUUAAAUUCUAAGCUGAUGUUAGAAUUGUUAGAAUUCUAACACGUUAGAAUGUUGUUAGAUGUUAGAUGCUAGAAUGUUAGAAUGAAAGAAAGAAGGAUUAGUGUUUCAUCAUGUUCCCUCUAGAGGAUUUCCUACACAUUGGUUUCCUGCUUAACCAUUAGUCUUUGAGGACAGGAGGAUAAGGCAUAUGAGAAAUUCUAAGAUUAAAUGGCAUUGAUAAAAACAGUAGUUGAGAUGCUUUACUAACUUUCUGACAGUACAGGAAAACUAGCCCCAGUCUGUCUCUGGGAUGGAAUAACUAUAAUUGUCUUGUUUGCAUGGUUCAAAAGCAGAAUGCAUUCAUGAAGAUUGUUGUUAGGGUAUCUUUUAUCUUCAUCAGAGGUUACUCACAGGGAUGCCAAUAUGAAGCGUGUGAGGAGUGUGGGUGGAUGCGGUUUUUUCCCUAACUGUUUUAAGACCUAAGGUGAAUUUGCUCUUUACUUUUUGUAGGAAAAUAGUUCACCUCUAGGGAUAGUGGGUUUUGCUUCCUGCGUGGUCCAGGGAAUCUGAAUGGUGUCAUUCAUAACAAGAGUGUAGAGUCCCUGUGAAAGAUGCAGCUUUUCUUUCAUGACUCUCAGAGGUCUGACUGGAGUCCCCUGUAGGAUUUUCAGUCUAAGUAUAGGCCACCCCAUGCUUGAAAAUUGAUUCCAUUCUUUGCCAAAUGGGGAGUCUGGUAAUCUUGGGGAUCCUGGAACUUGACACUUUAACAGAGGAGAACAGAUGUAGCAGUGGUUAUGUGCCCCCUUGCUUAAAGCUAUAAAUCAGCCUCUCUGAGAAAGUCUCCUUAUAGAUAGUAUUCCUCCGAAGUCCAAACCAAAACUCUCUGAAGGAAAGUUGGUCAGAGCAUGGGGACUCAUCAGAAUCCCCUGUGGGACCCUGGUUGAAUUGCCCAUCACAUGCGGUGCCUUCUCUGUCGUAUUUAGUAGGCAGUGUGCAGUGUGAGUGGUUUGGACGUGUCCCCAGCCUGUGGGGUGCCAUGUGGCUGCGGGAACCUUUUGACCGCAAGUCUUUGGAGUUGGGCUUUAUAAUGUGCUUCCGUUCCCUGGGGUGGUGUUCUCUGGGCAGGAAGAUGGGAAGUAGAACUUGAGGAUUGUUUUGCUUUUCACUUGUUUAAUAAGACAUCAAAACUAUCCCAAAGAAUAGUAAUAGCUUAUGUAUUCAUAAAAGCCCUUGACUAUUAAAAAAAAAAACCCUCAUACUUCUUUUUAAAAAAAUGCUUUUAUCACUUUUAUUUUACUCAGAUAUAAAAAAAGGUCUAAUUUUAGCUUCAUCAGAUUAAGACUUCAGUGUGUUAUUUAUGCCAGACAGAUUUUACCCUUUCUAGUUUAUAUAAUGGGAGAGAAUUAUAUUUCCCAGGAUUUUCUUGGUUAAGCCAAGCUUUCCAGACUAAAGAUUAAGUAAGGCCGUAUCAUAAAAGCAACUGGAUAACAAGACUAAUUUGAAUAAAAGCUCUGUUUUUAUUCAAAUUAGAGGGACAGUGACUGAACCAAUAUGGAGCUUACUUUUUAGGAAUAUUCUGUGCAAUAUACUGUAGCCUGAACUUUUAAUAUUAUGGAGAUAUGUAGGGGCAAAAAGGAAUGAAGAACUUGGGGGAAAACAGCUAGUAGGAGAAGUCAUUGUUAUUCUUUUGGCAUAUAAGAAGUCCUCUGGGGAAACCUAUCUCAGUUUCUCCUGAUUGAACAAUUGGCCUGCUCUGCUGGCUCAUAUUCCAUGGAGAAAAGUGGAGAAGUUCUGCUGUUGCAACUUGGAAACGUGGUUGGUUAGUCGAGGAUAAAAGUAGUUGGCCUGUGAUGAAGAGGCCUGAGCUGCAGAAGAAGUGGAGGUGUGUUCCCUACUGCUGCACAUCAGGAGGCCGCUGCAGGCAGUGCAAGGUCAAGCUUCUUCUGGUGGCUUCUUGUUCAAUGCACUGGAUGGUUAUAGAUGAGUGCCUUGGACUCCCCAGACUCAGAACUGGCAUCAGAAAAUGAUCACAGGAAGAUUGAGGAGAAAGAAGGCCAGCUGAGCUGCAUUUCCUUCCCGCCUAAGGAAGAGAAGCACCUCCAGCAGAUUGUGGACUGCCUCCCCUGCAUCUUGAUCCUCGGCCAGGACUGUAGUGUCAAGUGCCAGCUGUUGAACCUGCUCUUGGGGGUGCAGGUGCUUCCCACCACCAAGCUGGGCAGUGAGGAGAACUGUAAGCUUCGGCGCCUCCGCUUCACCUAUGGGACUCAGACUCGGGUCAGCCUGGCACUCCCUGGCCAGUAUGAACUAGUGCACACGCUGGUUGCUCACCAGGGCAACUGGGACACCAUCCCUGAGGAGGACCUGGAGGUCCAAGAGGACAGUGAGGAUGCUGCCCAUGUUUUAGCCGAACUGGAGGUGACGAUGCACCAUGCUCUCUUACAGGAAGUGGACAUUGUGGUAGCACCGUGCCAAGGCCUCCGGCCCACAGUGGAUGUUCUGGGUGACUUGGUGAAUGAUUUCUUGCCUGUGAUAACCUAUGCACUCCACAAAGAUGAACUCUCUGAAAGGGAUGAGCAAGAGCUUCAGGAAAUCCGAAAGUAUUUCUCCUUUCCCGUAUUCUUUUUCAAAGUGCCGAAGCUGGGCUCGGAGAUAAUCAGCUCCUCCACCAGAAGAAUGGAGAAUGAAAGAUCACCACUCCAUCGCCAGCUAACUGACCUGGGCUAUCUGAGCAGCAGUCACUGUAACUGUGGGAACCCCAGCCAGGACACCAAAGCUCAGAGCGUGUUGGUGGAGCAAAGUGAGAAGCUGAGACACUUGAACACAUUUUCUCACCAGGUGCUACAGACUCACCUGGUGGACGCAGCCAAGGCCCUGAACCUGGUGCACUGCCGCUGCCUCGACAUCUUUAUUAACCAGGCCUUUGACAUGCAGCGGGACCUGCAGAUUACUCCCAAACGUCUAGAAUAUACACGAAAAAAGGAGAAUGAGUUGUACGAAUCACUGAUGAAUAUUGCCAACCGAAAGCAGGAGGAAAUGAAGGACAUGAUCGUUGAGACGCUUAACACCAUGAAGGAGGAGCUUCUGGAUGAUGCUGCCAACAUGGAGUUUAAAGAUGUCAUUGUCCCUGAGAAUGGAGAACCAGUGGGCACCAGAGAGAUCAAAUGCUGCAUCCGACAGAUCCAGGAACUCAUCAUCUCCCGGCUUAAUCAAGCAGUGGCUAACAAGCUGAUCAGCUCUGUGGAUUACCUACGUGAGAGCUUCGUCGGAACGCUGGAACGGUGUCUGCAGAGCCUGGAGAAGUCUCAGGAUGUCUCGGUUCACAUCACCAGUAAUUAUCUCAAACAGAUCUUAAAUGCUGCCUAUCAUGUUGAAGUCACAUUUCACUCAGGGUCCUCAGUUACAAGGAUGCUGUGGGAGCAAAUCAAACAGAUCAUCCAGCGCAUCACAUGGGUGAGCCCACCUGCCAUCACACUAGAGUGGAAGAGAAAGGUGGCCCAGGAAGCCAUCGAGAGCCUCAGCGCCUCCAAGCUGGCCAAGAGCAUUUGCAGCCAAUUCCGGACUCGGCUCAACAGUUCUCAUGAGGCCUUUGCAGCCUCCUUGCGGCAGCUGGAAGCUGGCCACUCAGGCCGGUUGGAGAAAACUGAAGAUCUAUGGCUGAAGGUUCGGAAAGAUCAUGCUCCCCGCCUGGCCCGCCUUUCACUGGAAAGCCGUUCUUUACAGGAUGUCUUGCUGCAUCGUAAACCUAAACUGGGACAGGAACUGGGCCGGGGCCAGUAUGGUGUGGUGUACCUGUGUGACAACUGGGGGGGACACUUCCCUUGUGCCCUCAAGUCAGUUGUCCCUCCAGAUGAGAAGCACUGGAAUGACCUAGCUUUGGAGUUCCACUACAUGAGGUCUCUGCCGAAGCAUGAGCGAUUGGUGGAUCUGCACGGCUCCGUCAUCGACUACAACUAUGGUGGUGGUUCCAGCAUCGCUGUGCUGCUCAUUAUGGAGCGGCUGCACCGGGACCUCUACAGUGGGCUGAAGGCUGGGCUGACCCUGGAGACCCGUUUGCAGAUAGCCCUAGAUGUGGUGGAAGGAAUCCGCUUCCUGCACAGCCAGGGACUUGUCCACCGUGAUAUCAAACUGAAGAAUGUGCUGUUGGACAAGCAGAACCGUGCCAAGAUCACUGACUUAGGAUUCUGCAAGCCAGAGGCCAUGAUGUCAGGCAGCAUUGUGGGGACACCAAUUCAUAUGGCCCCUGAACUUUUCACAGGGAAGUAUGAUAAUUCUGUGGAUGUCUACGCUUUUGGCAUUCUUUUCUGGUAUAUCUGCUCAGGCUCUGUCAAGCUCCCUGAGGCAUUUGAGAGGUGUGCCAGCAAAGACCAUCUCUGGAACAAUGUGCGGAGAGGGGCCCGUCCAGAACGCCUCCCUGUGUUUGACGAGGAGUGCUGGCAGCUGAUGGAAGCCUGCUGGGAUGGUGACCCCUCGCAGAGACCUCUCUUGGGCAUUGUCCAGCCCAUGCUCCAGGGCAUCAUGGACCGGCUAUGCAAGUCACAUUCUGAGAGGCCUAACAGAGGACUCGAUGAUUCUACUUGAAAGCAGAGACCUUUCUCUUUCGCUCUUUCUUUCUUUCCUUCCCCUCACCUUUUGGCUAUGGGAAGAAUUUGACAUUCAUUACAGAGAGCUCCCAAGGGGACUGAUGCUUGCGGGGCAACUUGAGACCUUCCCAGGCACAGAUGACUCCUGGAUAGGGAAGAGUUGGAUGGCUGUGAGCAUAUCCAGCAGUUCACUGAUGCCCAAGCUGUUUCUUUAGCCAAAAAGUCAGUAUAAAUCUCUUCUGUAUGAAAUUUCAAGAAAAGUCUUACCUAGUUCCCUUUUCCAGACUGUCUUUUAACUCCAGCCAUAAUCAGGACUCUGUGCUCCCAUAGUGGAGCCCACAUUCCUAACAUUCUUUGGAAGUCUUAGUUCAUAGCUCCGUUUACACAUGGGAGGUUAGGUUUUUCUCCACCCAGAGUCCCUUUUCAGUUUAUCCCCCGUGGCUUAGUCUGCUCUCAGAUACCAGUUUUCUAGCAGAUUGCGCACAUAUUUUGCCUGAGUAGGGAGAAGCAAGGGAGGGGCUAACGCUUAGUAAGGAGAUGAGCGGUUGCAGUUCAUUUUUUAAAAAGUAUUCUGAGAAAAGGUGCAGGUCAGCCAGAGUCCACAUGUAGAUAUUUGGAAGUGUUAUUUAAACACUCAGCAGGCUGAGUACAGGAAUACAUAUGUAUAACACGUGUGUAUACUUUGCUUUUGUUGAAUAACAGUGUCUGCUAAUUUGGGGUUCUUCUGUUGCUUGGCAUCCAUUAUUUAGGUGAUGCAAUGCCAUGAAAUGUACUGUAUUGUAUAUUACUUGGGAAGACACUAGAUAUUCAAAGAGGCCUGGCAGCACUUGGGCUGUAGAGGGCUCAACAAGGCCAAAGUCCUGAAGAUUUUACCUCCUAGCUUUGGUUGUCUGUGCUCCCACGUGGUGAGGUGAGAUUGUGGCAGGGGGAGGAAGAAGGAUGGGAUGAAAGAGUUACCCUUACUGUGUUCCAUCCUUCUUACCAACUUAAUUAGGGCAAUUUACCCCAGCCUGAAAAUGAUUACCUGGCCAUUUUUAAUGUGCUUGAGGUCUGGUCGCUUCUGUUGCUUCAGAAUUGAGUGACGGACCUUCCUGCAGAGCAAUCAGAAGACGCGGUGGAGCCUGGGGCUCCAGAGUAGCUGCCUUAGUGCCUAGGGAGCCAGCAGCAAGGUCAGUCUGGGGGCGUUGCGGAAUGCACGUCGGGGUGAGGUUUCCACAGGCAUGCCCUAGUUCCCUGGAUCCUCUGCAGAGAGUGGCUCAUUGAUUGAGCAAAAGCCUUUCACUUCUCUGGGAAGGAGGACUGUGCUGGUUCUUCCCAGACCAAAGAAGUCAUUUGUGACUCCAUCAGUUUCAAGGGGACAGAGCCUAGGCAGCAGCUUCUCCUAAUUUUUAACACUAAAAUUCAAGGAAAGAGUGAAGGGAGGGAUAUAUUACUACCACGGAUAGAAACAGGGGACUGGUAGAACUCUCAAGCAGUACCUGUCAGCUCUCCAACGCGUUUUUUUUUGCAUUUUCACUUGAGCUGCCAAAGAGGUGUUGACAAAGCUUUUUCCUGAUCAGCAAAGUGGUUUGGGGUAGCGGGGCUGCAAAGUGAUAACUGCACUGAAUGACACUUUAUUUUUUGGCUUAUUAUUUAGCACUGAGAAGCCAAAAGGGAUUGGUGAUUAUAACAGCACUUUGGGGAACAGACUCCCUCUGGCCUUGCUUUGGAGAGACGGCAUGCGUGGUAUUCCAUCUGACUAAUCAGGGAACCUCCUAAGUUCAUACUGCAUCAGAGUGGAAUAAAUGGCCCUCGAAGAGUCCAUUGCCGAAAGAGUAGUUGCUUUCUUUGAGUUUUCAAAGCUUGAUUUUUGGAUUUGCUGGAUCAAAUAACCCACUUUUUCUUUAAAAGAAAAAAAAAGAGGGUUUAUCCUUCUAAAUGUGGGGGUGGGGUGGGUUAGGGCUAGUGUGAUGUUUAAGUGGGUUAGGAGGGAGUCAACUUGAGAAACCUGUAUGGCAAACUCCCUUGGGGGGUUUUAAGUACACUACUGUUCUGAAAAGGGUUUUAUUUUUAACUUUAUCUGCUUUGUUAACUAACAUCCAGUCCACAGAGCUGACUGAAGAGACUGUGUGUGAACACCUGACACUGGGGGGACACCUUACUCAGAGGGUUGGAAAGGAAAUUGGCCUGGACAGCUUGUUGUCUUUUAUCUUUAUGUAAUGUUUUUGUUUGUUUCAAAGGACUAAUGUUUAUUAUUACAGUGUUAAAUAAAAAGUGUAAUAUACUAAGUGUGUAGAAUAAAAGUGCAAUAACAAGAGAAAAUUACUUUGGCACAAACUUCAGUUCUUACACGCUCUCCCUCCUUGUGCUACCUGUCUCUUUCCAUGAUAUUGUUACAGCGGGACAGUGUUAAUUGUGUAUAUUUUUAAGAGAUGCAACUAUGGGUUAAGUCUUCAUUUAGUGUAAUUUUGAAUGGCUGGGUUUGGUUUUAUAGAGUAUUGUGUCUCCUUCUGGGGUGCACAAACACCAGAUGUGCUGUAUAAUAAAGAUCACAUUCACGUUUUAGGUUCA
Messenger RNA from Aethalodelphis obliquidens (Pacific white-sided dolphin), 8707 nucleotides. RefSeq names its product dual serine/threonine and tyrosine protein kinase (gene DSTYK). Gene Ontology annotation, cellular component: cytoplasm. The record is from RefSeq and is a predicted model, not a curated record. Gene Ontology annotation, biological process: positive regulation of fibroblast growth factor receptor signaling pathway; protein phosphorylation; negative regulation of apoptotic process. The coding region runs from base 3558 to 6155 and encodes 865 amino acids. NCBI's taxonomy places the organism in Eukaryota, Metazoa, Chordata, Mammalia, Artiodactyla, Delphinidae. The transcript has 14 exons. Gene Ontology annotation, molecular function: ATP binding; protein kinase activity.